Molecule: messenger RNA, 1445 nt
Organism: Nipponia nippon (crested ibis)
Lineage: Eukaryota; Metazoa; Chordata; Aves; Pelecaniformes; Threskiornithidae
Source: RefSeq, a predicted model, not a curated record
GAAGCUGUUAUGAAGAAUGGAAGUACUGCUGGGGGAGGCGCUUACUGCCGAAAACCAGCCAGUAGCAAUGAUCAAAGUAAGCCCAAUAGCGCGAAGGAGAGCAAUGCAUCUGCUGCAGGUGAAAGUGGAAAAGGCUACACCAAAGACCAAAUGGAAGGAGUAUCCAGUAUAAAGAAAUGUAAAAAUUAUUAUGAAGUCCUUGGGGUGUCAAAGGAUGCCGGUGAAGAAGACCUAAAGAAGGCUUAUAGGAAACUUGCUUUGAAAUUCCACCCAGACAAAAACCAUGCACCUGGAGCAACAGAGGCUUUUAAAAAAAUAGGAAAUGCGUAUGCUGUGCUGAGUAAUCCAGAAAAACGAAAGCAGUAUGACCUUACAGGCAGUGAAGAGCAAACGUGCAAUCACCCUAGCAAUGGCAGAUUCAACUUCCAUAGAGGUCGUGAGGCAGAUAUUACUCCAGAGGACCUAUUCAACAUGUUUUUUGGAGGGGCCUUUCCAACAGGUGGUGUACAUUCAUUUUCUAAUGGUCGUGCUGGCUACAGUCAUCCUAAUCAGCACCGUCAGAGUGGACAUGAGAGGGAGGAAGAGAGGGGUGAUGGAGGUUUCUCCAUGUUCAUUCAGCUGAUGCCUAUUAUUGUGUUGAUCCUUGUUUCCUUGUUGAGCCAGUUGAUGGUAUCUAACCCUCCUUAUGCCUUAUACCCAAGAUCAAGUACGGGGCAGACCAUAAAAAUGCAGACAGAAAACUUGGGUGUCGUUUAUUAUGUCAACAAGGACUUUAGAAAUGAAUACAAAGGCGUGUCAUUACAGAAAGUGGAAAAGAGUGUGGAAGAGGAUUAUGUGUCCAACAUUCGUAAUAACUGCUGGAAGGAGAGGCAACAGAAAACAGACUUACUUUAUGCAGCAAAAGUAUAUCGAGAUGACCGUCUCCGAAAGAAAGCAGACUCCAUGUCCAUGGACAACUGCAAAGAACUAGAACGGCUGACCAGCCUCUAUCGAGGAGGAUGAACUGCAAUUAUACACGUACAUCUUUACAUAUGCUGUUAUCUCUCUUGUAAAUUAAGAAGAGAUUUAGUUUCACCAUGAAUGCUGGAAAAGAAGGGUGGAUGUAAAACUCUACUGUGUAGCUGUUUCCAGAAACCUUAUGCUGAAAUAUCAUUUAAUGGCUUCUUUACCUACUGUGAAAUAUAGGUAACUUUAAUUGUCUAGAUUUUACUUCAAAGCUUCUGUGAAUUCUUUCAGCAGAGAGAAUAGCUCAGAAAGGAUGCUAUACGUGUAGAGAUGUAGUCAUAGUGGUUCUCCUCUAACAUAUUUGCCAUGUAAAUAUCUGUGGAAAGAACACUUUGUGUAUAUAUGAGUUAAAUGACUUUCUAUUUAAAAUCUCAGAAAUUUAGUUCCAUACAGCAUUUUGUCGCACUGAUGGAAUAAAUAGUAUGAUUACAUCGCUCCUA